This is a messenger RNA of Trichoderma asperellum CBS 433.97, 466 nucleotides long. The record is from RefSeq and is a predicted model, not a curated record. NCBI's taxonomy places the organism in Eukaryota, Fungi, Ascomycota, Sordariomycetes, Hypocreales, Hypocreaceae.
AGCAGAAAAGGGCUGGGGAAAGACGCGAGCCACUGUUUUUGAGGGGUUCUGGCGGUGCUCAGGGCAGACUGCAGGCUGAAAGCCGUCCAUCCAUCCAAUAUCGCGGCCGCCACCCGCUCGCUGCUGAUGGCUGCAGGCCCAACAGCAAAUGCGCCGACAAAAAGGAAUGCCGCGCCGACCUACAGCCUAUGCUAUGGCCUGGAACCUGCACGCACUCAGGCGGCGGCUCCCUACAGCAGCAGCUCCCUGGGAGCGCACAGCGGCUGGGACGCAAUGCUGCACGCUGCUAGCACAUGCAAUAGCCUACAGUAGUGCUGGGCCGGGCGCCAACAGAACGACAGAGAUGGAGCAGGGGACGGGCAACCCCUGGAGAACGGAGAGCUGGCCCCCUGUCAGUAACGGCCAGGCAUAGUCCCUUUAGCCCCAGCUGCUAAGAAAAACUAGAAAAAGAAAGGAACAUUUGAUC